Cylindrotheca closterium is the source of this 1053-nucleotide messenger RNA. Lineage: Eukaryota; Bacillariophyta; Bacillariophyceae; Bacillariales; Bacillariaceae. The record is from the annotation of a GenBank genome assembly.
AUGCAAGACGCCAAAAACUAUUACAAGAACAAUGACGAAAUCACGACACCAACUUCCCAUCGAGAGGGAGAAUCUGAACCAUCUGAAGAUGAUCCCAAACCUCCAAUGCGUCAAACACCAAUGACUUUCGACCUCGAUAUGGACAAGAACGAAAAUUCAGUACCAGUACAGAUUGAGGACGACGAAGAGGACACUCAAAAACAAAAUCAUGCAGCUGAGUUCCUCAAGUACCACCACAAGUUCAAUCACUGUUCGCCAGCCAAGAUCCAAGCAAUGGCAAAGAAAGGUGAGCUCCCAAAAUACUUGGCAACAUGCGACGUACCUGUAUGCAGUGCUUGCCAAUUUGGAAAGGCAACCAGAAGGCCGUGGCGCACCAAGAACAAGAAGAAUGGUCGCAAAGCAAAAACUGCAACAAGACCAGGACAAGUGGUUAGUGUUGACAUGAUGGAAGCAGGAAUACCGGGUUUGAUCCCACAAACAUCUGGAUUUCUUACCAAAGAACGGUACAGAGUUGCAACCGUUUAUGUCGACCAAUACUCCAACUUCAGCUAUGUGCACUUCCAGAAGAGCACAUCCGUGGAAGAUACGCUGGUAGGCAAGGAGGCAUUCGAGCGACUUGCUGCAACCUAUGGGAUCCAAGUCCAACACUGCCAUGCAGACAACGGAACGUUCGCCGCGAAAGGGUGGAUUGAUGCGUGUCACCGGAAGAAGCAGUCCAUCAGCUUUGCAGGAGUCAAUGCACAUCAUCAGAACGGAAGAGCUGAAGCAAGGAUCAAGCAUAUCCAAGACAUGGCACAUACCUCAUUGAUUCAUGCGACAAAGCGAUGGCCCGAGGCAAUCAAUGCUCAUCUGUGGCCCUUUGCAGUCCGCAUGGCAAAUCUCUCGAUCAAUGCAACACCGUGGUUAGCAGAUCUGAAGAAGCGCUCUCCAGAAGAGAUGUUUUCAGGUUCCAAAGUGGAUAAUAAUCCAAAGCAUUGGCACCACUUUGGUUGCCCCGUGUUCGUCUUAGACAAGAAUAUGCAGCAAGGCAGAAGACCUGCAGGAGGCAAAUGA